AAAGAUGCAGUUUCACUCUUGUUGCCCAGGCUGGAGUGCAAUGAUGCAAUCUUGGCUCGCUGCAACCUCCGCCUCCCGGGUUCAAGCGAUUCUCCUGCCUUAGCCUCUCAAGUAGCUGGGAUUACAGGUGCCUAACACCAUACCCAGCUAAUUUUUUGUGUUUUUCAUAGAGAUGGGGUUUCACCACGUUGGCCAGGCUGGUCUUGAAUUCAUGACCUUAGGUGAUCCGCCCGCCUCGGCCUCCCAAAGUGCUGGGAUUACAGGUGUGAGCCACCGCGCCCGGCCAAGGAUCUGGGCCAUUUAAGUGGAGUCUUGAAGGAUGAGUAGGCGUUAGGCACAGACGCACAGAGGCAGGCAAAGCCACAGGCUGUUGGUUUAGGCAAAAAUUGAGACUGGCUGGAUAAAGUGGUCUUGGGGGACCAUUACCAGAGAGGAGGCGCUGGAGGUCUGCAAGGCCUUGUCCUGCCCCUCCAGGGGUAGAGGUUCCAGGAGGAGCUGACUCUUUCUCCUGGAAGCCUCACAGAACCGCAGACCCCACGGACGGCUUGGUGUUGCCAACAUGAGGCUUCUAAGGCUUCUGCGGGGAGAUGGGUUGGUGGGGAGAAGCUGGGGGUGGGAGUGGACAGGACAGGGUGUGGGGACAGCUUUGGGAGCUAUGCUAGGCAAGGACAAGGGGCAACUCUUGGGGGGAGUCACCCAGAGGGAUCUUGAAUGGUGCUGAAGGCCCCCGACAGCCCUCCUGCUAUAGCCACUGUAGCUCUGCCUGCACCUGGGCCUUCGCUCUGCUGUCGUCUCACCGGCAGGAGUCUGGCUAAAGGGGCAUCCCUCAGCCCUACUCCCUCAUCAGUGUUCCCAGUACCCACUCCCUGGCACUUCCACUCCUAGAGGGAGGAGGCUGAGCAGGCAGAGAAUGGGACGUGUCCCCUCAGAGGAGCCUCGAGCCCAGUUCCAGUCAGCGGCCCACUCAGUGAGGUGCUCAAGUACCCACGUCCCCCGCCAGCUGCCAGGGUUCCCUCUCCUCCCUCCGUCCCUCCCCCCAUCUGGGGAGCCCAGCGGUACUGAGGGGGCGGAACGAGGCGGGGCCACCGAGCGGUUAUAGCUGGGCCUGCAGGGGACCCACGGCUCGCUUCCAGCCUCCUGCGCUCCGGUACCUGGGCGUCCCAACUCCACUGCGCGCCCAAACCCAGCCGAGCCGGUUCGUGGCCCGCCCCGCCGGGCGGCCGUCGACGCGAGCGCCCUGGCGCGGCGCCCAGGGGAGCGGGGGGCUCCCGCGAGCCGGCCGCGGCUGGCACUGCUGCUGCUUCUGCUCCUGCUGCCGCUGCCCUCCGGCGCGUGGUACAAGCACGUGGCGAGUCCCCGCUACCACACGGUGGGCCGCGCCGCUGGCCUGCUCAUGGGGCUGCGUCGCUCACCCUAUCUGUGGCGCCGCGCGCUGCGCGCGGCCGCCGGGCCCCUGGCCAGGGACACCCUCUCCCCCGAACCCGCAGCCCGCGAGGCUCCACUCCUGCUGCCCUCGUGGGUUCAGGAGCUGUGGGAGACGCGACGCAGGAGCUCCCAGGCAGGGAUCCCCGUCCGUGCGCCCCGGAGCCCGCGCGCCCCAGAGCCUGCGCUGGAACCGGAGUCCCUGGACUUCAGCGGAGCCGGCCAGAGACUUCGGAGAGACGUCUCCCGCCCAGCCGUGGCCCCCGCAGCAAACCGCCUUGGCCUGCCCUGCCUGGCCCCCGGACCGUUCUGACAGCGUCCCCCGCCCGCCCGUGGCGCCUCCGUGCCUGACCCAGGAGGAGUGGCCGCGCGCUUCCAGGAGCCGCUCAUAGACCCCGCCUGCCGUCCGGUCAAUAAAAUCCGCCUGACUCCUGCGCCCCCGCAUGCGA
Pan troglodytes (chimpanzee) is the source of this 1871-nucleotide messenger RNA. The record is from RefSeq and is a predicted model, not a curated record. NCBI's taxonomy places the organism in Eukaryota, Metazoa, Chordata, Mammalia, Primates, Hominidae.